CUGCGACCAACUCGUUCAGUGAUGGCGGAAGUGGUAUCUGCAGACGCCAACAUGAAGCAGUUCAACAGUGGAUUUGAGCGGAUGGAUGUGGAAAGGAGUCGUUUUCCAUACUGUAUCGUGUGGACUCCUAUCCCUGUAUUAUCAUGGCUCUUUCCUUUCAUUGGUCACAUGGGAAUUUGUACAUCAACUGGUGUAAUCCAGGACUUUGCUGGACCAUACUUUGUCUCGGAAGACAACAUGGCCUUUGGUAAACCAACAAAGUAUUGGAAACUUGACGUGGACAAAGUCUAUGCCAGUGGCCCUAAUGCUUGGGACACUGCAGUACAUGAAGCUUCAGAAGAAUAUAAACACAGAAUGCAUAACCUUUGCUGUGACAACUGUCAUUCACAUGUGGCCAUGGCCCUGAAUCUGAUGCGCUAUGAUAACAGCACAUCCUGGAAUAUGGUCAAACUCUGCUUCCUGUCUCUUCUCUAUAGCAAAUACGUCAGCUUCGGAGGCUUUUUGAAAACCUGGCUCCCCUUUAUUCUACUCCUAGGGAUAAUCCUAACUGUUAGCCUUACACUGAACCUUCGAUGACGAGAAACAACAACUGCUUGUUAUAAGAAAAUAAAACUAUUGAAAAGCUGUUUAAAUGAAAGGCACAAUGUUUGUGCCUUCUCAAAAUGCAGGGUAUUCAUGUUGUUACAUAUCUUUAUAGUAAUACUAAAACAUUAUUGUCCUGAUUGAAUCACUUUUACAAGUUUAACAUCUUUAGUGGGAAAUAUAAUUUUCAAAUUACCAUAUAACUGAAAAUCGCCUUUAUUAAAAAAGUUGGCUGAAUGAAUUUUUUUUUCUAUAGUAACCCACUGAACAAUAUUUACACAUGACUGAUCAAAACUUUGAAAGAUGAAAGUGUAGCGCAUGUGUGAAAAAAUAAAUCGGUGAUUAUAUAUGUUUUUGUUAUAAUAGUAAAGAAUAAUUUUCUCUUUGAAAUGUUGAAACUUAUGUUGUCAGUUGAGAAGAACCCCAUUGAGAAUAUGCAGUAUAAGAAAGAGCAGCUGAUAAGUGGAGAAGUUGAAGAGACUGUGAAAACAGCAGGAGUGUCCCCCUACUGUGGACGUUUAAAAGUGCUCUUUGGGUUGAUAUAUUUAAUGUUGAUGUUUUAAAAACAAUUCUCCAUGGACAUUUUAAGCAUUUAAGCGCCUCAUUAAUAUCACAAAAUUUUGGAAAAAAAUAUUUUUCUAUAGAACUGGGAGGGUUGUAAAUUCUUUCUAUGCUUGGCUUCUUUAGUCCUAAAAAUACUGUCACUCUACAUUCACUGACGUUGGGACUAUUUAGAUUGUUAAAUCUUCUUUUUAAGUGCCAAAUUUGCAAUAAUUGUCAGGUGAAUACAGUUACUAUGAACUAUCAUGCCUUCAUUACCUGAGUUUUAAUUAGUUGAGAAUAGUUUGAAAACAAUGCAAAUUCUUUCUCUUUCUAAAAGAGAUUGCACAGCGAGAUUUCCCAGCCAGCUUUUGCUGUGAAAGCUAAAGCUGUUGCUAAGACACAGACCUGUUGAUGACAAAAUUAAUCUCUUUAUUGUUAUACUUCAAAGAAAACAUGACCUUCUUUCUUGCUGUGGAGCAGCCCAUAGCAGCAGGUACUUUUCUUAAGAUCUGGCAGAACUCUUGUCUUUGCUUUAGACUGUCGGCAAAUUUCAAAAGGUUUUGCAUCUUUUUCUCUUGGAGAAACCCUCUUGUUCUGAGUAAAAUCCCUUACAUAUUGCAUUUAAACAGAUUAGUAUCAUAAAUAACAGCUUAUGAGUUAAACCUCUUUUCUUUAAUCCAAUGAGAAUGAUAUGAGUCAUCUUGAGAUUUUUGGCAAUUUGUACCAGAAUUUGCAAUUGCUUACUUUAAUCCAUGUGGUUUAUUCAUGUAGUUUAUUUUACCACUUUUUCUUUUGAGAAUUAUGAAUAUUUGAGAAAUAAGCAGAAAUGUGUGAUGAAAUGAAUCAAAACAUUCUCUUACAAAAUUCUUUAAGAAGGAGAAAAGUAAAUGUAUAUUUUAACUUAAUUAUAUAUCAUGAGCAGUGCUAUUCAGGUUAGGUUAAAAGGUUCCUUGCAGAAACGUUUGCUUGUAUGUUGGAGAAUUCGUUGUAAAGUAGCGGCCAUGAAAUAGCGUUUUUAGGACAAAAUAUUUUCUUUCUUUCUUUCUCAUGAUACAGGACAUUUUAAAAUAACUAGUUGUACAUCAUUAAUUUAAGACCGCUGUAAUGGAUUAAACCUACAUGACGCUUGAGGCUAAUUGUGGGCUUUUUAGAUGCCUGAAAAGUCAAGAUACUCUGAAAGAACAAAAUAACAAACUGAUUCCUUGUGUACUUUGCCCGUCAGACACAUAUAUACACACAUUAUAAGUGAAGUUACUGCUCAUUCUAAGCAAUUAGAGAAAUUAAGAAAAUAGCUUAUAUUGAUGUCGUAUGACUGCCUUUCCAGGUGAGAAAUGUGGGUAAUUUUAACUCUCUGAAGAGUUCUAUUUCAGGUUUUGAAGAAAUCAAAAGUCAAGCAGUACAUAUAACACUGCCUUAAUAGAUAGAUAGACAGAUACUUUAUUAAUCCUAAGGGGAAAUUCACAUACUCCAGCAGCAGCAUACUCAUAAA
Molecule: messenger RNA, 2614 nt
Organism: Polypterus senegalus (gray bichir)
Lineage: Eukaryota; Metazoa; Chordata; Cladistia; Polypteriformes; Polypteridae
Gene: tmem222b
Product: transmembrane protein 222b
Exons: 6
Coding region: 22-576 (184 amino acids)
Source: RefSeq, a predicted model, not a curated record